GUUGUUGUGACACCGGGAGCGUACGUCAUGCUUCAUGUGUCUCCGCUUAGCCUCAGACAUGUCGAGAUAGUCUCACGGAUGGACUAAAAAAUCGCAUGUGGAACAGCCAUCAAUUUAGUGGACCAGUUGGUUUGGUGUAGUGUUUUCUUUUGUGAUUUUAUAGUCCUAUGGAAACGGAUCUUAUUGAGAAGAUGCCGUGCCACAAACAGCAGCUAAACAACAGUGAGAGCCCCGAGCACGCCUCGAAGCACGUCCGCUUCGCCCGCAGUAGCAGCAGCACUGUUGCAGAGUCCUGUCAGGGCGACUCAGUACCGCAACAUAUCCAAACCCUGAGCGAUAUCCAGCGACAAAUAGGACCCCAGCUAAAACUCUUGCCAUUAAAUGACCAAAUACGAGAACUUCAGACAAUCAUUCGGGACAAAUCUACCAGUAGAGGUGAUUUUGUGUUCUGUGCUGAUAGAUUGAUAAGGCUAGUGGUGGAAGAGGGUCUCAAUCAGCUUCCAUACAGUGAAUGCACUGUAACCACGCCAACAGGACACAAAUACGAGGGUGUUAAGUUUGAAAAAGGAAACUGUGGGGUUAGCAUCAUGAGGAGUGGUGAGGCCAUGGAGCAGGGCCUGAGAGAUUGCUGCAGGUCAAUCCGUAUUGGUAAGAUUCUGAUCCAGAGUGAUGAGGAAACACAAAAGGCCAAAGUUUUCUAUGCAAAAUUUCCACCUGACAUCAGCCGAAGGAAGGUUCUGCUCAUGUACCCCAUCCUUAGUACAGGAAACACUGUGAUAGAAGCGGUGCGGGUGCUGAAUGAACACGGUCUGCAGGCCAAACACAUCAUACUACUUAGUCUCUUCUCCACUCCACAUGGUGCACGGUCCAUUAUUCAGGAGUUUCCUGACAUCACUAUACUGACAACUGAAGUCCAUGCUGUUGCUCCAACACACUUUGGCCAGAGGUAUUUUGGCACAGACUGACACCAUCAAUUAAUUGAUUCAGUUGAAUCGGUUUGCGUGUGUUUAUCACCCAUCCAGGAAAACCUGGCCAGCCCACAGCGUAUCUGUGUGCGAUUGGUUCAUCAGGGCUGGUCUCUGUAUUAUUAUGUUUUCUGUCUGAUAAUGUUUUUGGAUCAUUUGGUGUAUUUUUGUUCACAUGACCCUGACUCCACCAAGAUUGUUGAAUAUUGAGAUUUCUAAACAUUGUAGAGUGAUGCAAAAAAGAAAAUACAAAUAAAAAUAU
Myxocyprinus asiaticus (Chinese sucker) is the source of this 1227-nucleotide messenger RNA. RefSeq names its product uracil phosphoribosyltransferase (FUR1) homolog (S. cerevisiae) (gene uprt). The transcript is spliced from 7 exons. The coding region runs from base 168 to 965 and encodes 265 amino acids. NCBI's taxonomy places the organism in Eukaryota, Metazoa, Chordata, Actinopteri, Cypriniformes, Catostomidae. The record is from RefSeq and is a predicted model, not a curated record.